Messenger RNA from Coccinella septempunctata (seven-spotted ladybird), 2988 nucleotides. It is a transcript of the gene ttv, whose product is annotated as exostosin-1. The record is from RefSeq and is a predicted model, not a curated record. The coding region runs from base 263 to 2422 and encodes 719 amino acids. Gene Ontology annotation, molecular function: glycosyltransferase activity. The transcript has 2 exons. Gene Ontology annotation, cellular component: membrane. Lineage: Eukaryota; Metazoa; Arthropoda; Insecta; Coleoptera; Coccinellidae.
CAAAAAACUUGUCAUCUGUUUAGUGUCAAGUUUCUGUCAUGUCAAUAUUUAUCAUAAAUUAUUGUAUUUUGCUGCAAGAAUCCAAGUUCCUGGUUCAAUUCCUGGAAUUAAUCAAGUAAAAGUUAGGACCCACCAUGUGACAGUUGUAUAAAUAAAUUAUAAUGGAUCUAAAGCACCGUUUUUACCUCAAAAUAUUGUCGAGUCAUAGUGAUGAACAACGGACGUUUUAUACAGAAAAUAAUGUGAAACCUUAAAUUUAAGAAUGCAAGCCAAGAAGAAAUACCUCCUUUUGGUAUUUGUUUCAUGUGCUUUCCUGGCUUAUUGCUAUUUUGGUGGAUACAGAUUGAAAAGUAGCUAUGUAUUUCCAGAAGAGGAGUUUGAAAGAUUUGUUGACUUCAACAGUUUGCAAGGACUAACAGGAGGUGUUGGAGGUGCCAGACUGAAAGGGAGAAUCAACUCUAAUAAUGCCGAAUUGUGUAGAAUGGAAACAUGCUUCGAUUUUAGCCGAUGUCAGGGUUCAUUUAAGGUGUACGUUUACCCUACAGAAGAAGGUACUACACCUAGUAGUUCCUAUCAAAAGUUACUAAACGUGAUUACAGAAUCGCGUUAUUAUACUGCUGACCCAAAGGACGCGUGUCUAUUUGUACUUAGUAUGGAUACACUAGACAGGGACAGGUUGAGUUCCGAUUAUGCUAGGAAUCUUCAAACUAGGUUACAUCGGCUACCUCAUUGGAAUAAUGGUUUGAACCACGUUAUAUUCAAUUUAUACUCAGGAACAUGGCCUAAUUAUACCGAGCAUAGUCUGGAUUUCGACUUUGGAUUGGCCAUAUUAGCCAAAGCAAGUAUGUCCAAGAGUCAUGUGCGAACAGGUUUUGAUGUCAGUUUUCCACUGUUUCACAAAGGUCAUCCUGAAAAGGGAGGUGAACCCGGUUCGGUAACUUCUAACUCGUUUCCACUCCAAAAAAGUUACCUUUUAGCUUUCAAAGGAAAAAGGUAUGUGCAUGGUAUAGGUUCAGACACAAGAAAUUCUCUGCAUCAUUUGCAUAAUGCCAGAGAUAUGAUUAUGGUAACGACAUGUAGACAUGGCAAAAGUUGGCGCGACAUGCAAGAUGAAAGAUGCGAUCAAGAUAACAAAGACUAUGACAAAUACGACUACAACAUCCUCCUGCAUAAUUCUACAUUUUGCUUGGUUCCUCGUGGUAGGAGGCUGGGCUCCUAUAGAUUCUUGGAAGCACUUCAAGCGGGUUGUAUACCUGUUUUACUUUCUAAUGACUGGGCAUUGCCCUUUGACGAAGUAAUCGACUGGACUCAAGCUGUAAUUUGGGCAGAUGAAAGGCUUUUACUUCAAGUACCUUCGGUUAUUCGUUCAGUAACUCCAGACAGAAUAUUGAAGCUUAGGCAGCAGAGUCAAAUUAUUUGGGAGAAAUACUUCUCAUCUAUAGAAAAAAUUGUUUAUACUAGUUUGGAGAUUAUCAGAGAGAGGCUUCCAGAACAGCUGGUGAGGGAUGGAUCAAUUUGGAAUAACUUGCCUGGAGCUUUACUCACCCUCACAACGUUUUCGGAUGUUUGCGAUGAUUUUCCGUCAGCGACGUCUGUAGAAAAUGCUUUUACUGCUGUUAUAUACUGCCAAAUGGGUUCAGCUCCGAUGCCUUCAAAUUCAUUACAUCGUUUAGUGGCUAAUGUAGCGAAAAGCCAUUACAUAUCAAGUAUAGUCAUAGUAUGGGCUAGUGAAAAAAGAACUCCAAGUCGUUCCAGAUGGCCUGUUUUGCCAUCCAAUGUUUCAUUUCAUAUAGUGCAAGCAUCUGCAGAUGAGAGUAUCUCUCAACGCUUCAGACCAUUGGCUGAAAUCAAAACGGCUGCUGUGUUAUCUCUAGAUGAAGAUUCUGUACUUACUACAGAUGAAAUAGAUUUUGCUUUCCUGGUAUGGCAAAGGUUUCCCGAUCGUAUUGUAGGUUAUCCAGCCAGAUCGCAUUACUGGGACGAUUCGAAAGCGACAUGGGGAUACACAUCCAAAUGGACUAAUGACUAUUCUAUAGUGCUAACAGGUGCGGCUUUUUAUCAUAAAUAUUAUAACGUUUUGUAUACUGAAUGGUUGAGUCCUUUACUUCAUAAAACUGUUGAGCAGAGUCAAAAUUGUGAAGAUAUUUUAAUGAAUUUCUUGGUUAGUCAUAUUACUCGGCGCCCUCCAAUAAAAGUUACACAACGUAAGCAAUAUAAAGAGCAACCAAUUUCUGGUAGCCGUUCCCCAUGGAACGAUCCAGAUCAUUUUGUACAGAGACAGACUUGUCUGAACACUUUUGCAGCUGUCUUCGGUUAUAUGCCAUUGUUACGUUCUAACUUACGGUUAGAUCCUGUCUUAUUCAAAGAUCCAGUAUCUAACAAACGAAAAAAAUAUAGACGGAUUGAGUUAGUUGGCAAUUAAUGGUUUGGGGAGUUUUUAUACUGUUUGUACUUUUCAUAUCACACUGUUGAUGAGUUAGGUCUGAUUUUAAUACAACAUUUCUGUUUCAAACAGUUUUCAUACAAUAAUUGUAUUCUGCUUUUUUUACUCUGGAGUUUUAUCUGUGUAACAUUCAUGAUAUCCGUUGAUAAUAGUGAUUUUUAAUUCAACAUUAACAACAUUCUUCUCCCCGGGAGGACAUCUUGAAAUGUUUUUUAGGCUGUACAUAUUUUCUUAUAGUUUACUGUAGAUUGUUUAUAUUCAAAUAUUAAUUAUAUUAAUUUUUAUAUAUUGGAAUCCAAAUUUUUACAUCUCUUCAUCAAUAAUUUUGUUACAUUUUCUGAAAAUGCAAACGUUUUAUAUCGAAUACCAGUCACAAUUGUUUAGCAAAGAAAUUACGAAUGAGUCAUUUUGUAAAAUAGUCAAUGUGAGAAGUCUGAUGUAAAUGGUUAUAUUUAUAUUAUAUAUAUAUAUAUAUAUAUGUAAAUUAAAAGUCAAUAUGAAUUAUAUCACCAAAAAUUUAUAAUUUAUGUACUGAUUUUUAUUGA